AUGGACGUCGACAUGCAUUCAGAAAAUGUUCCUAUGGAUAUCGUUCAAGCUGGGCAUGAUCCGAGCGCGGGAGACAUGCUUAAAGUCGAAGACGGACAUCCGAUGGACAUCGACGAAGUCCGGGGAAGCGAUGAUGGAGAUGUAUACAUGCAUGACGUUGAAGAUGGACAUUCAAUGGACAUUGACGAAGUCUGGGGAGGCGAUGAUACGGAAGACAUAUAUAUGCCAGAUGAUUUUACGGAUGUCGAUGACGGAGAACAAAUGGAAGGUAUAGAAAUUGGAGACGCGGACGAAGAAACUCUCAUGGACAUUGAUCACGCAUAG
Molecule: messenger RNA, 324 nt
Organism: Suillus fuscotomentosus
Lineage: Eukaryota; Fungi; Basidiomycota; Agaricomycetes; Boletales; Suillaceae
Exons: 5
Coding region: 1-324 (107 amino acids)
Source: RefSeq, a predicted model, not a curated record